ACCUCUGCGCUGCCUUCUCUCCCAAUCUUACUUGAACUCGAAGAAGAAAGCCUUGUAAAUUUAGACAUCACCAGGAAACAUCUGAAAUUUAUUAAACAUAUGAAAUUUCAAACUAUCAGUUUCUAUUCUGCAGAAGUGACGAUUCCUGUGCCUUUGGGUUCCUCCCUGUGGAGGAUGAAAAUCCAGAUGCCACUUCCUUCUUCAUUUACAUAGGACAGCUCUCAAGUAGCUGCUGCCACUCAGGAACUAGUCAUCCUCUGUCUACGCGGGUGACUGUGGCACUCCAGAGGAAACAAAACGCAGACACACACUUGGCAGAAGUCAUCCUCGCCACACACGCUCGGGAGGAAGGAGUCCAGACAGAGCAAGAUGAGCUCCGAGACAGGUCCUGCAGUUGUUGACCCCACUCUGAGAAGAAGAAUCGAACCCCAGGAGUUUGAAGUCUUCUUCGACCCCAGGGAGCUUCGGAAAGAGACCUGUCUGCUCUAUGAGAUCAGCUGGGGCAGAAGGCACAGCAUCUGGAGACACACGAGCCGAAAUACCAACAAACACGUUGAAAUCAAUUUCAUAGAAAACCUCACCUCAGAAAGAUCCUUUCAUCCAUCCGCCCGGUGCUCCAUCACCUGGUUCCUGUCCUGGAGUCCCUGUGGGGAGUGCUCCAAGGCCAUCACAGAAUUUUUGAGUCAGUACCCCAAUGUGACUCUGUUUAUUUAUGUAGCACGUCUUUAUUACCACAUGGAUCCGGGGAACCGGCAAGGACUCAGGAACCUCGUUUGCAGAGGUGUGACUGUCCAGAUCAUGACCGAGCAAGAGUAUUGUUACUGCUGGAAGAAUUUUGUCAACUACCCACCUUCAAAUGAAGUUUACUGGCCAAGGUUCCCAAAUGUGUGGACGAGGCUGUAUAUACUGGAACUCCUCUGCAUCAUUCUAGGACUUCCGCCCUGUCUGAGGAUUCUGAGAAGAAACCAACGCCAGGCUACCCUUUUUACACUUGUUUUUCAAAGAUGCCAUUACCAAAGGAUCCCACCCCCCAUCAUUUGGGAUACAAGGAUGUGACCUGGGAGUUGGAGAUGAAUAAAAUGACUGCUUGUAUGUGUACUGUUUGGAUGGCAAGCACUGAUGAUGCAAUAAAAGUGGCUGCCAUGGAGAAUCAGGAA
This is a messenger RNA of Alexandromys fortis (reed vole), 1157 nucleotides long. It is a transcript of the gene Apobec1, whose product is annotated as apolipoprotein B mRNA editing enzyme catalytic subunit 1. Gene Ontology annotation, biological process: cytidine to uridine editing. Bases 370 to 1056 code for a protein of 228 amino acids. The record is from RefSeq and is a predicted model, not a curated record. Gene Ontology annotation, cellular component: nucleus; cytoplasm. Gene Ontology annotation, molecular function: zinc ion binding; RNA binding; cytidine deaminase activity. Lineage: Eukaryota; Metazoa; Chordata; Mammalia; Rodentia; Cricetidae. The transcript is spliced from 5 exons.